AUGGGAUUUCAAGAUUCUCUCCCCCAACAAACCCUCACACCAACAAAUAUCAAAGAAGAAGAAGAAGAAUUAGAAGAAACAGAAACCCUCUCACUAUGUGAUCUCCCAUUAUACAGUGAUCAAAGCCAUGAUUGGGAUGAUCAACACUCCUCCACCACCACCACCUCCUCCGACCAAGACUACUUCGAGUUCUUCAGCCAAGAACUCGUCUCCUCCGCCGCCUUCCUCCCACCGCAAAACAUCAUCUUCUGCGGCAAACUCAUCCCCUACAAACACCUACCAACACCUAACGAUAAAAACCAAAUCACCCUCAACACCACCCAAACAGGCCCCAACAAAACUAGCCGUUGGCGGUGGAGGCUGAGUGGGACCACCAAAUGUACAACAGCGGCGAUGCAGAGGAGGGCGUACAACUCCGGCAAGCAGGUGAAGGUGAAGUGGUACUUUUUCUUAUUCGGGGUUUCGAGAUUUUCGCCGGUGGUUGAGCUGAGCGACAUCAGGAGCAGGCAGAGCCGCCGCCGGACGUCGCCGCCGCCGCCGCCGUCGUCUCCGGUGAUGUUUGGAUUUGAUGAUGGUGAGGUGAUGGGGGAUCGGGGGUGGGGAUUGUGGGGGCUGAUUAGGGCCCUUAGCUGCGGCGGAGGGCGCCGGCCGACCGCCGUGGCCGCGGUGGCUGCGAGCUGA
This is a messenger RNA of Salvia hispanica, 681 nucleotides long. RefSeq lists its product as uncharacterized. The record is from RefSeq and is a predicted model, not a curated record. Lineage: Eukaryota; Viridiplantae; Streptophyta; Magnoliopsida; Lamiales; Lamiaceae.